Molecule: messenger RNA, 2259 nt
Organism: Suillus discolor
Lineage: Eukaryota; Fungi; Basidiomycota; Agaricomycetes; Boletales; Suillaceae
Exons: 8
Coding region: 1-2259 (752 amino acids)
Source: RefSeq, a predicted model, not a curated record
AUGGCACCUCCCAUCUCCCCUCGCCGUACACGUGUCAAAAACGCCACACAACGCCCUGGGCUUGUGCUUCUCGAAGGUAAAAAAAAACAACGUACUCAAGCCCAGAUCAAAGAAGACAAACAGCGUGCCGAGGAGGCGCAGGCUGCACAGGAAGCUGCCCUGCAGCAUGGAAUCGACCAUAUCGCAGGUAUCGAGGCUGCCAUGGAGGUGGAGCAGGGCACUCAGUCAGCUGCGAAAGCGAAGCCGGUGAAACCUCGUGCUAGACCAGUCAAGAAAAAGUUAGAUGGGGCAGUUGCAGCUAAUGAGCUUACCUCUAGCAGUCUCCCUGUGGCCCCAGCACCGGCUAAUAAGGGUCAAGGCGGCAUGAAGGGUCAAGGCGGCAUGAAGAGUCAGGGUGUUGGUGGCAUAGGGGAAGGAAGUAGCGGAGCGGUUGGGAAUGAGAUCACAAAGCCGACAAAGAAGACAAAGAAGAAGCUGCAUGAGGCUGCAACAAGGCAAAUCCUUGAUGGCGAUCAGCGAAUCGAAGUUGAAGUACCCGAUACUGACAAGAAAGGAAAUCAUGUACCUAAUAAAAAAUGCUUGGCAGGGAAGGUCAACAACUGGCAAAAUCGCCUGGAACCUGAGACCGAGUCAGCGGUGUCCCCUGUUGUGAGAGCUGAACCUGAACCUUCAGGCGGCUCUGUUUUGUCAGCAACAACCCGGCUGAAGACGAGUCAGACUGCAGCAACCACAAUCUUGUUUGCAAAAGACCCACCACUUUCCUUGAUGGAUUCAUCGGACGGUUCUAUAUCGGACAAUAGUGAGGACGGAGGCAAUGAAAAAGAUGGUGAUGAGGAUGGUGAUGAGGAUUCCAAAGAGCAUCCGGCUACUCUCGCAGACAGUGUGAAAGGGAAGGCGGGAAUGAAGUCUGUCGUACAGAUCGCUGAAAGUUCAGAUGACGGAAUGUCCGAAGUACAAGUAUCAACACCAUUUCAUCUGCUGCCAUUUAGUCAACAAGCUGACAUAGUGAGAUUUGCCCUGGAGCAGGCCCGGCCUCAUGCAGCUUCAUCGACAAAGAGAACAAUUGAGGAAGCCGGAUUGAUAGGCUCCUCCGAAGACUAUGAUCCAGAUGAUAUUGAGGAGGAGGAGGGGGAAGAGGAUGAGUUCGUCACUGACUCUAAUAAGGUUCUUAAGCCAACACGCACUACUACAAAGACUAGUGUGAUGGUCGCUAGCACCGAGAAACUGAAACCACUCAAGAAACCGAAAUUGGAACCGGCACUUCUAACAAUCUCUGAAUCUAGUUUGAUGUCUGCUGACUUGGCGACAAAGCCCAAAUCUGGCAACCAAUGGCGAAACACGGAUCUCCCACCAAUUAUGCUGGAGGAUGGCACAUGGCGCAGGAGCUUUAUCCCGACAGUUUUUCUUUGGGCAGGUGCUCAGCCAAAUUUUUGGUGCAUUGAGGCCGAAAAAUUACACCCAGCGCUCCAGGCCAUUUUUGACGUUGCAUUUCCAGGAAUGAAUCACAAUGUUCAACCAAAAGGUCCCAUUAUGGGCUUGGUGAAUCAACGUCUUUGCUCCUGGCGCAGCAAUUUCGGAUCAACAGCCAUCGCCCUCGUCACCAACUUUCUGGCCACCUCUAAAGAUAACAACAUCGAUGAGGACGAGGAUGAGGACGACUAUGAACAGGAGCUAGCAGCAAGUCUUCUCGAGAACUGGGCCUUUCUCUAUGAGGACCCAGAUAAUUGCGACCCAAACAAGAUCUAUCGGUCGGUAUUCAUACUGGAAAUGAUCGAGUCAGCUCAUAUCAACACAACUGCCGGAUCCCUCGAUGUACCAGCACUCAACACAGAUGCUCUACGGCUGAAUGGCAUGCAAGGUGUCAUCGCUGCAAGUGCCGCUGCUCUUGAACGUGCUUUCAAUAUUGCCACAAAGCCGAAGAAUUUCACUGAUACAUUCAGCACUGGAACCAGCAGCGUGAAGGGCAGUAUUAAGGCCCGCAAAACGCCCCUGAAGCGCAACAAAUCUACCGGUAAGGACAACACUAUAGCAUCAGCCUUUUCAGAGGCGAACUGUGGCUUGGCAACAUCGGAAUACUAUGCAUCCCUCCAGAGGCGAGGGAUGAAGUACACGAUAGACACGAUUGCUUUGGUGCGUCAGCGGCAAGCAGCCCAAAACACUACUUCUGAGGACUCGCUGAAACCGAAGGGCAAACGUGCCAUGCUCUUACCUUACACCAUCGGGACAUUAAUGCAUCUUCCCCCCCUUCCGGUGAUUUGA